Messenger RNA from Ahaetulla prasina, 3854 nucleotides. It is a transcript of the gene GABRR3, whose product is annotated as gamma-aminobutyric acid type A receptor subunit rho3. Gene Ontology annotation, molecular function: extracellular ligand-gated monoatomic ion channel activity; GABA-A receptor activity; neurotransmitter receptor activity. NCBI's taxonomy places the organism in Eukaryota, Metazoa, Chordata, Lepidosauria, Squamata, Colubridae. Gene Ontology annotation, cellular component: membrane; neuron projection; synapse. Gene Ontology annotation, biological process: regulation of membrane potential; monoatomic ion transmembrane transport; chemical synaptic transmission. The coding region runs from base 937 to 2346 and encodes 469 amino acids. The record is from RefSeq and is a predicted model, not a curated record. The transcript has 9 exons.
UCCAGAAAAUCUGGCGGACAGUUUAUUUUAAUACCAGUACAGCAAAGAACAACUUAAGUUUGUCUCCAUCACAGUUUAGGGAAAAGAUGAAAGCAACUUAUUGAGGUAAGACAGGAAAAAAAAUGUUAUACCAUAGUUCGGUACAAAUGUGGAAAGGGCUAAUCUCAUUCAGAAAUACAAAUGUUUUUACUGAAACUUGCAAUACCUUUUCAAGUUGAUAGUAUUUUAUGUAAGAAUCUUAAGUGCCCUGAUCAACUAAUACUAUGGGUAUAUUAUGCUUUAAUUUACUUCCAUUUUUUUCAAUAAACAAGAUACUGUGAUACUAAGUUUUCAUUAAAUAUCUACAAAACUGUUUCAAACAAACUUUUCAUACACCUAGUAGGUACCCAUACAUAAGCUCAGUUCUCUGAAAUUAUUUUCUGCAUAUGGAGUAAGUUUAUUUGCCUGACCUUUGUUUAUUAAACACAGAUUUUCAUGGGGAAAUGAAAGUUUUUCUUAUUAAAAAAACCCAGUAAUGUAGAGGAUUAAGGAGAUUAAAUAUGACAUCAUUCUUUUGUCUGUGUCAAUGUUUUAUCAAACAGUACACUGAGUGAGCAUUAAGGUUUUGGUCUGGAAAUGCUCCCACAGACAGAAAAAUAAUGGGUGAAAAAGAGAGUAAACAAUGCAGACAAUAUUAUUUAAUGUAUUUCUAGAAGUAAAACUGCAACAGCGAGGAGAGGAAAACCAUAGGAUGUGAAUGCUGAGGACUUAUAAAACUACAGGAAUAAGAAGAAACUUCAGAUAACUUCAGAAAAGUGGAAUGUUUUUUCUUCUUUGAAUUUGCAAUGCCUCAUAUUAUUUGCACCCUUUUCAUCGCAUGAGUAGAUUAUUUCUUAAAAAGCGGACCACUGGAAUGAAAGAUGACUGAUACACAUUGAUUUUUGUGGAUUGGAAGACAUGGUCCCUGCAUUAAAACUGCUGCUGUUCACCUGUAUUUGGCCUACUUCUGUUUUAGCCUAUAACAGCGAUCAUCAUAAUCAUUGCUAUAGCCACCAUCAUCCUCAAAGAUCAUUCAUGAAAAGACAUAACAGUAAACAACAAUUUAAGGCAAGGAAACUAGACAGCACUAAAGUACCACCCAUGAAAUCAGAACAAUUUCUCCAUAUAGAGAACCAUGAUUUUGCCAUGAGACCUGGCUUUGGAGGAUCACCAAUCCCAGUUGGUAUUGAUGUGCAAGUAGAAAGCAUUGACAAAAUUUCAGAAGUUGACAUGGAUUUCACAAUGACUUUGUAUCUCAGGCAUUACUGGAAGGAUGAGAGACUCUCAUUUCCUAGUACCAGAAACAGAAGCAUGACCUUUGAUGGAAGAUUAAUAAAAAAGAUUUGGGUACCUGAUACAUUUUUUGUUCAUUCUAAAAGAUCUUUUAUCCAUGACACAACCAUGGAGAAUAUUAUGUUACGUAUUUAUCCAGAUGGCAAUGUGCUCUUCAGUUUACGGAUAACAGUUUCUGCCAUGUGUUUCAUGGACUUCAGUAGAUUCCCACUUGACACUCAGAAUUGUUCUCUAGAGUUGGAAAGCUAUGCUUACAAUGAAGAAGACUUGAUGCUGUACUGGAAACAUGGCAAUGAAUCUUUAAGCUUAGAUGAGUACAUUUCUCUUUCUCAGUUUUUCAUUGAAGAAUUUAGUGCUUCUAGUGGAUUAGCAUUCUACAGCAGUACAGGUUGGUACAAUCGACUUUUUAUAAACUUUGCUCUACGGAGACACAUUUUCUUUUUUGUUUUACAAUCCUAUUUCCCCUCUAUGUUGAUGGUGAUGCUAUCUUGGGUUUCCUUUUGGAUAGACCGAAGAGCUGUUCCUGCAAGAGUAUCAUUAGGUAUAACUACUGUGCUGACAAUGUCAACCAUAAUUACUGGAGUAAGUGCCUCAAUGCCCCAGGUGUCUUAUAUAAAAGCUGUGGAUGUAUAUUUAUGGAUCAGCUUCCUUUUUGUCUUCUUAUCUGUUAUUGAAUAUGCAGCUGUAAAUUAUCUCACGACAGUAGAAGAACGAAAACAUCUGAAAAACAGAGGAAAGAUUGCUGGGCUAUAUAACAUUGAUGCAAUGCAAGCCAUGGCCUUUGAUGGGUGCUAUCAUGAUACUGACAUUGAUCUUGCCACCUUGAGUGUACUUUUGGAAGAGGGAGCAGCACGCGAGCGAGCACCCAGCAUCACCCAUCUGAAUGAAGGUCACUUAAAAAGAAAAAGAUUUUUGAAAGGAACUGUGGGCAGAAUUAUUUUGCAGAAUAACCACGUCAUUGAUACGUAUUCCAGGAUUGUAUUUCCUGCUAUAUAUAUUGUAUUUAACUUUUUUUACUGGGGUUUAUAUAUGUAAAUGAAGAGAGUCGUAACUAUUUUACUUAUUUUAUUUUCAUGUGAACAACUGAGACUUGGUAUAGUAAACUAAGGAUUCCUUUAGGUGAGCGGAUUUCUUGUUGAUUUCACUUUUUUUUAAGAUCAGCUAAGAACAGGUAGAUGCUAUUACAUUCUAGCAUAUACAUUGUUUAAAUAUACCCAGGCACCAAUCAAUAUAAAGAUGAUUGAGACUGACAAACAGAAUAUAGCAACAAAUAGACAAUUCUAGUCCAAUCUGCCUAAAAUUAAUAUAUACAAAAUGCAACAUAUUAAAAAGGAAAAUACAACAGCCCUCAGUUACAGUAUUUUGCUAUUAAAGAAAUGAUUGGUGAAUUCAGCUGAUUUGUACAAUGAGCAGUAUGCUGCUUCGUUUGUGAUACACACAGCAAUGACAAUUAUAGGACUUUUCACAAUAUUGUCAAAUUUCUUUCAGAACAACUUUAGAAGCUUAUCAGACCAGUUACAUGAAUGCUACAUCUGCAAGAAAUCUCUGUUCUCGUAUCUGCCUGAUCCCAUAAGUAGAUCCAUUAUGACUUUGCCACUUGUAAAACCAAUGUCUCCCCUCCCCCAAGAACUGAUCUCAUAUCCAAUUUUGAUUAAAUUAUAUUAUCUAUUUCAGAAGUCUUGUUUUUCAGUUUUUGCUAUUAUUGUGGAGGAGAUGAUAGGCUGACUGUAUUUAGGAAGGAAAUUUUGUUAGGCAAAUCAGACAAGAUGAUGAUACUAUAUUCUCAGAUAAAUUCACAUGGUAUUGCACACAAACUAGGUGUGAGUUGCAUUUAUUUGCUGUUUUGAUUAACUGCAGGAGGAGAUUUUAAAGGGGGAAAUGGCAAACAUGGAUAAAUAGAUUAAUAUUUUUUUCUACUGUUUUCUGUUCCAAUUUCCACUUGUUAAUACUUCAAGAAAAUUAACAUAUAUACAUGCAUGGGCUAAUUCAGCUGCCAGAGGUGUAUAAUCUCCCAUUAUUUUUAUAUACUAAAAGUGUAUUAAUUCUUUUUAAUUAAAACAUAACUUUUAAGGAGGUGGCAGUCAUUUGUUUCUAACCUAUGAAAAUAUAAAGGAUGAUUGUAACGAUUAUAUAUAAUGUAUAUCCCAUACAUUAAGUAUGGCUUUUCGCUUGUAUACUUUUGAACAAUUGUGAAGCUGUUUCAAGAACACUUUUGAAUACCAUGCUUUUCAGGCUGGUUGGGGUUCCUUAUGCAUCUAAUGAAGCUAAUCCAUUAAAGAGCAUAUAAUAUUACAUUUAUUAUUUAAAAUGCUACAGCACAUUAAUAAUUCAUAUUAUAAAAGGGCUACUUGCUCAAACCAUAAUUUCUUAUUUAUUCUUGAUACCUCCAGAAACAUUGGAGUACCUCCAUUCAUUGCAAUAAAAUUUCAGUGAAAUUGAUUUAUAGAUUGCACUUUUAAUUAAUAUUUUUUGUUUAAUUUUCUGUGUAGAAAUAUUUUUGGUUAAAAAUAUGAAAAAUAUAUGUUGAUGGUAAUUAAAAUAAA